Molecule: messenger RNA, 797 nt
Organism: Olea europaea var. sylvestris
Lineage: Eukaryota; Viridiplantae; Streptophyta; Magnoliopsida; Lamiales; Oleaceae
Exons: 3
Coding region: 6-653 (215 amino acids)
Source: RefSeq, a predicted model, not a curated record
CGAAAAUGUCGAGUUUUUUCAAGAAUAAUAAAAUCAUGGCUGAAGAGAAAGAAAAAUUCAUGGUUCCACCAUGGUUAGGGCCAUUGCUCAAGACUAAAUUUUAUUAUCAAUGCUCUGUAAAUAACCAUAAAAAGUAUGAAACUUUCUUUUGUUACCAAUGCACGGGAAAAGCUUUAUGCGAUUUUUGUGCAGAAUCCGAGGAACAUCGAGGCCAUCCAUUUCUACGAGUUUUUAGGGCUUCUUUGAGACCAGCUCUCUUGUUUUUGGACAUAACAAAACUACUCGAUAUAUCUGGUAUUCAACCCUUCAUAAUAAAUAGCAAGCAGAUUCUGUAUCUAAACACAGAUAUACAACAGGUGAAACAGAAGCCGAAAAACGGGUCUAUGUGUAAAAUUUGCUAUCGUCAAAUUAAGGAUUAUAAGUACGAUUUUUGCUCAAUAGGCUGCAAGGUAAAGUGCUAUGAAAAUAACAUCGAGUUGUACGAGAAAAAAUGUAGUGGCAAGAGAUCCUUAUGCUUGGAUUCGAAUGGAGAUGUCCCUUCGAUGGAGACUAAUGAAGUUGAAAUAAUAGAGAGUAGUACAAGUAGAGAAGACAAUAGAUUUAAACGUAAAAGAAGUAGAAAAGGAAUCCCACAUAGAGCUUCUUUCUUUUAAACAAUCUAAUCAGUAUACUUAAUCGGGUUCAUAAGAACUGGCAAUUGACCAUAUCGAGCCCUAUGAAGACUUUAGUUUUAAUCAACUAUGAAUGUAUAAUUUAGUAUAUAGAGUAGCGUAGCGGGAUUUUGUUAGUUUAAAGAC